AUGGCUGACGACCGAGGCCCUCAGUUGAUGGGAGUCCUCGUAGCUCUCUUCGUCACGUCCGCAAUAAGCGGCGCCCUCCGCUUCUACACGCACGGCGUCAUCAUCAAGCGAUUCUUCGCCGAGGACCACGUCACCAUCGUCGCGCUGCUACUCUACGUCGCGUACACGAUAGUCGGCGUCCUGGGGGUCACUCACGGACUGGGCAAGCACACCGUCCAUGUGCCGGCGGCCGAUCGGCCCGCGGCCAUCAUGUACAGGUGGCUCGCGUCGCUCUUCUACAUCGUCAUAUCGCUCCUGACCAAGUGGAUCGUGGGCCUGUUUCUGCUGCGCAUCUGCCCGCACCGGCGCUGGCGGCAGGUCACCAUCUGGACCAUCCUGGCGUCCGUCACCGUCUUCAGCAUCCUGUACUUCUUCUUCGACCUCUUCGCCUGCCAGCCCAUCCAGUACCAGUGGCUGCGCUACGAUGCCGAUGCCGAUCCAGCGGACGGGACCUGCAACGCCACAACCUUUGCCACCGUCACGUCGUACAUCGCCGCGGUGCUCAACAUCGUCGCCGACUGGGCGCUGCCGGCUCUCCCCGCCACGCUGGUGUGGAAGUCGCAAAUCGAGCGCCGGAUGAAGGUCUCCAUCAUUGCCCUGCUGUGCCUGGGCUCGACGGCUUCCAUCGCAACCAUUGUGCGGAUACCGUACGCGGACGGUAUCCUGGACAACCCAGACUACCUGUACACGUUUACCGACCUCGGCAUCUGGAGCACGGUGGAGAUUGGAGUCGCCCUGACGGCCUCGAACCUCGCCACGCUGAAGCCGCUGCUGCGCAAGCUGCGCGUUUUCGACAGCAUAUCCGGCAUCACGCAGUAUGGCUCCAAGAGCCGACACGCGACGGGCGGUGCAAACGCCGCCUCGGGGCGAAGCGCUGCCAGCCGGUCCAAGUCCUUCGUCAGCGGCAACAACCACAUCGUCAUCACUGGAGCAGCCUCCAGUCACGACCCACGCGGGCACAGAUGGAGUCUCAGAGAGUCCAUGGAGCUGGAGCUGGUGGACAGGCGGGAGGGGACCGGUGGCGAGAGCAAGAGCGACCUCGACAAGAGCCCGUGA
Molecule: messenger RNA, 1095 nt
Organism: Metarhizium album ARSEF 1941
Lineage: Eukaryota; Fungi; Ascomycota; Sordariomycetes; Hypocreales; Clavicipitaceae
Product: cation-transporting ATPase 4
Exons: 3
Coding region: 1-1095 (364 amino acids)
Source: RefSeq, a predicted model, not a curated record